Beta vulgaris subsp. vulgaris (sugar beet) is the source of this 1087-nucleotide messenger RNA. RefSeq lists its product as uncharacterized. The transcript has 4 exons. The coding region runs from base 203 to 1087 and encodes 294 amino acids. Lineage: Eukaryota; Viridiplantae; Streptophyta; Magnoliopsida; Caryophyllales; Amaranthaceae. The record is from RefSeq and is a predicted model, not a curated record.
UAUCAUUCGGCCAUAUCAAAGUUUAAAUGAAGUUCCAACAAAAAUCGCCAACAAUGAUAAGUAUUGGCCUUUCUUUAAGGAUUGUAUUGGUGCUCUAGAUGGGACCCGCAUAGACGCAAUAGUAGGAGAUAAAGCUGCACAACCAUUUAGAGGUCGUAAAGGAAACAAAACGUGGAAUGUGUUAGCUUCUUGUUCUUUUGAUAUGCUUUUCAUGUACAUUUGUGUCGGGUUCGAAGGAAGUGCACAUGACACAACGGUUUUGAGGCAUUGUUUAAGCGAUCCUAAUAUGGGAUUCCACCACCCACCUCCAGGAAAAUAUUAUUUGGUUGACUCUGGAUAUCCAAAUUCUACCGGGUAUUUGAGUCCAUAUCAAGAGAAAGGUUUGAGAGUUCAUACUCCUGAAUUUAGGAAUGGUCCUCCACCAAAGGGAAAGUUAGAGCAUUUUAAUUAUCGACAUUCUUCAUUACGUGGGACCGUUGAAAGAAUUUUUGGUGUAUUAAAAAAUAGAUGGAAGAUUCUAAGAAUGAUGCCGAAGAUGGAUGAUGCUUACCAGUUGGCUAUCAUCGUGGCAACAUGCACGCUACAUAAUUUUAUUCGUUUACAUGAUUUAGGAAUUCCAGUUUCGCAAGUAGUUGAAACCAUGGAACCAAGAGCUGAUUUAAAUUUGACUGACAAGACGAGAACAAAGAAUAUGGAGAUAACCCGGGCGAAAAUUGCAGAUGAAAUAUGGUUGGCUGUUGAUGAAGAAAACGUAUUCAUUGAAGAGGAUGAUGUAGAAGAUGAAGAAAGAUACUCCGGUGAAGAAAGAUACUCCAGUGAUGAUAAUGAACCAUUAGGAUGGCAGGUGGUUGCGGAUGAAAAAACAGGUCAGUCGUACGUCGCAACAGGUGGUAAUGGCUUUGGAUUUAAUCCCACUGAGAGUUUCAAUAUUCAGCAGAUUGAGGGUAAUAAUAAUGUGUAUAAAAUAAGAUUUGCUGGGGAAUCAGAUGUUGGUUUCUUUGAGAAAGAUGGGCUUUUGGGUAUCACUAAUGAGAUCCCUCUUCCUGUUGUGUUCCAGAAAGCUUUUGAUGUUUUAGCCAUGGUCUAG